GGUUUCUUCGGGAGAUAUUAGUCAAAUGAAUAAUAUGUUAGUAUCUUUGAUGCGAUAUUAAUGAAAUAGACGGCAUGAGAUACGAGUGAAAUACAUAAGAUAUUAGCAUAUGCUACGAGAUAUUAGUAAAACAGAUAGUAUUACACUUUGCUUUUUCUUUUUAGCUAUCAAACCUCAAGCGGGUCAAACCACACCGACUACCAGAGCACCAAUAACAACUAUCCAAGCUCAAGGUCUUUGCACUAACAAGUUACAGCUUGUAAUAUUUUUGGAAAAUUUUGGUGCAGGCACAUCUGAAUAUUCUUCAGCAACUCCAGCUAGUUUGGGUUUCACUACUACUUACACGGAGCAAAGUAGACCUACCCCCGAUGGUUCAUAUGCCAUCGUCAAUGAUGUUCCUCAUGAUUAUGGCAGUUGGAUAAAUGGUACCGAUCACACUGGUAAUGGUAAAGGGGAUGGCUAUAUGAUGUUGGUUAAUGCUGCUGGUAAUCCCGGUGAAGUUUUCAGACGUACCGUUUAUAAUUUAACUCCUGGAUCCCGCUAUCAGUUUUCGGCUUUUAUAUCUAACAUAAAUUACGGGUCUAAUUUGAUAAAACCUAACAUCAACUUUGAAAUUAGAACCACUGCAAAUGAUUUGCUGGCAAUGGCGUCCUCUGGCGAUAUACCUGAGACGCCGACUCUUACGUGGAAGGAAGUGGGUAUCUCGUUUGUGUCACCCUUGACGUCCGUCAUAGUGGUAAUGGUCACAAAUUCUCCGGGUACUGGUGGAAAUGACUUUGUUGUGGAUGAUAUAUCACUACGUGUGUGUCAAGGGGCUCAAACCGCACCGGCGAUCACAGCACCAAUAACAAGUAAGAGGGAUUGUAUCUUUACAGCUGAAAGAGUUUUGAAUCUUGACAUUCGUUCCCUUGUUCAAGAGGAGUGUUAG
This is a messenger RNA of Didymodactylos carnosus, 928 nucleotides long. NCBI's taxonomy places the organism in Eukaryota, Metazoa, Rotifera, Eurotatoria, Philodinida, Philodinidae. The record is from the annotation of a GenBank genome assembly.